UUUCAAAUAUGGCUUACAGGUUUUGUCUACAUCGGAUAAGCAGUUUUUAUUGAUUUCGCCUUCACAUUGUGAUAACGAUAUAAGAAACGGUGUUUUAUCUAUUAAUUUUACAUAUUAACGUGGCGUUUUUAGUUUCCGUAUCGAUUUUAGUGUAAACUGUUUUAAGUGUGUAAUGUUUUUUUGGGUACGUUAGCUUGUUCUAGUUUGUCCGUUAUAUUGAAUUGAAAGUAUGGAAGACGAAGAAUACAAAAAACUCCCCAUUGAAGAGCGUUGCGUUCACAAACUGUGGCAAGCUAGAAAAAACGGCUAUGAAGAAGUCUCCAAACUCUUCCGUCAGAUUGACGAUGACAAGUCACCGGAAUUUGGUAAAUAUCUCGGCUUAGUGAAAAAGUUCGUGGUGGACAGCCAUGCCGUGGGUCAAGAAAAAGGCCUAGAAGCCACUUUGGCUUUUAUCGAGAAUUACGCCCAUGCUGGGAAAACAGUCGGAGAGGUUAUGUCAGGAGUCGUUGCCAAAUGUAUAGCAGCCCCCAAAAACCGUACUAAAGAGCUUGCUGUACAAGUCAUACUCAUGUACAUUGAAAUAGAAAAGGGAGAAGUCGUCCAGGAGGAACUCCUUAAAGGCAUGGAACAAAAGAACCCCAAAAUUGUGGUUGCUUGCAUCAGUGCUUUUACUGUAGCUUUGAGGGAAUUUGGGACUAAGAUCAUCAAUGUGAAGCCUUUAGUUAAGAAAAUUCCAGACUUGUUUUCUGAUAGAGAGAAAGCAGUAAGAGAUGAGGCAAGACUGAUGGUCAUUGAGAUAUACAGAUGGAUAGGAGGCGCCCUUAGACCUCAAUUAAAUAGCUUGAAACCCGUCCAAAUUACUGAAUUAGAGGCCGAAUUUGCAAAAAUUGAGGGCCAAAAGGCCGUGCCUCAGAGAUACAUAAGAUCCCAGCAACAAAAACAAGCGAUACCGUCGGGAGAUGCUGAAGAAAUUGAUCCCGGUGAGUCAGAUGAUGUUCACGACGACGACGAAUCGCCCGAAAUGGACCCCUACGACCUAGCAGACCCCGUCGACAUCCUCUCGAAGCUCCCUAAGGACUUCUACGAAAAAGUUGAAGCAAAGAAGUGGCAAGAACGAAAAGAAGCUCUCGAAACUUUAGAAAAACUAGUCCAAACUCCGAAACUACAAAGUGGCGAGUAUGGUGACUUGGUAAGAGCCUUGAAGAAAGUUAUCGAGAAAGACAGCAAUGUGGUAGUUGUGGCUUUGGCCGGCCGUUGCUUGGCUGCUAUAGCUACUGGCUUGAAGAAAAGGUUUCAGCCCUAUGCUGGGGCUUGUGUUCCUUCGCUUUUGGAGAAGUUCAAAGAGAAGAAGCAGAAUGUUGUCACUGCGAUCAAAGAAGCAAUAGAUGUGAUUUAUUUGACGACGAGCUUGGAAGCGAUUUUGGAGGAUGUGAUUGAAGCUCUAGGUAAUAAAAACCCGUCUGUUAAGGCCGAAACGUCGCACUUUUUGGCAAGGGCUUUCACAAAAACACAACCGAGUGUUGUGACUAAGAAGAUGUUGAAAGCGCUGUCAACGCCGCUUCUUAAGAAUAUUAACGAAUCAGAUCCCACUGUCCGCGACUCUUCAGCCGAAGCCUUGGGCACUUUGAUGAAACUCGUGGGCGAGAAAGCAAUUGGCCCCUUUUUAGUCGAACUCGAAAAAGACACAUUAAAAAUGACAAAAAUCAAAGAAUGUUGCGAGAAAGCUGUCAUUACGGUUAAAAUAGCAGCAGCGAAAAAGGAAAGACCUACAACAGCUCCUACUAAAGCUGCACCUGCUUCAAAACCGGUUAAAGCAGUCCCUGCACCUAAGUCAGCACCCACAAAACCGUCAAGUGCUCCGAAGAAGAAAGCUCCAGUUGUAAAUUCGGCCACGGUUGUGCGUUCCAAAGGCAAAAAUGCGGCUAAGAAACCAGCAACUGAAAAGGAGUUAAGUGAGGAACAAGUCGAUGAACUUGUGACUUUUAUUCCGGCGGAUGUUAUCAACCAAAUGUCUGAUGCGUCGUAUAAGAUACGUUUGACGGCAGUGAAACAGUAUUUUGACGCGAUUAGAGAUUUGGGGUCGGAUAUUCCGACUCAAGCUUUGGUUAAAUGUCUGAGUAGAAGGCCCGGUUUCAAAGACACGAAUUUCCAAGUACUUCAAUCUAAAAUUGAAAUUGUUAAGUACUUAGCGGAGAAUUCGAAUUUUUCUACCACAACGGCAAAUAUUUGUAUCAAUGACAUUAUCGACAAAUUUGGGGACGUUAAAAAUGGGCCUCUUGUGCGAGAGACAGUUUCGGCAAUAGCCGAGGCUACGAGUUUGUCAUUUGUAUCAUCCAUAGUUGUAGAAUCAGCUCUCAAUCAGAAAAACCCUAAAGUCACCAUUGAAUCACUAUCAUGGCUUUCGGAUGCAAUUAAAGAAUUCGGUUUCAAUGAUUUAAAUACGAAAUUACUGAUCGAAAGUGGGAAGAAAUGUUUAGCUUCAAGCAAUCCAGGUGUGAGGCAAGCCGCAAUUACUUUCUGCGGAGUGCUUUUCUUAUACAUCCAAAACCCCCUAUACACUUACUUUGAAAAUGAAAAAGCUGCAUUACGUGAGCAAAUCAACGUUGAAUUCGAGAAAUAUCAAGGAGUUAAACCUCCUACCCCAACUCGAGGAAUUGCUAAAUGUUCUAGUAGCAACAGUUUGGACAACCUGGAUGAUAAUGAAGUCGUUGAAGAGUACACCGGGCUUAAAAACAUCCAAGAUUCACUCCCGAGGGUUGACAUAAGUUCACAUAUCACCGAAUCUCUCCUCACUGAACUCGAGGAUAAGAACUGGAAAGUGCGAACCGAAACUCUGACAAAAAUUCAACAAAUAAUUCAAGAGGCCAAGUUUAUUAAACCGAAUUUGGGGGAUUUACCCCAAAGUUUGAAUCGUCGAAUGGCCGAUAGUAACAAGCAAGUGGCACAAACUGCCCUCAAUAUCUGUGAACUGAUUGCGAAAUCAAUGGGGGCCCCAUCGAAGCAAUACAUUAAGGUCUUUUUUCCCAUGUUUUUGAGAAACUUGGGGGAUAAUAAGCCCCAGCUGAGGAGUGCAGCCAAGGAUGCUAUCAAUGCGUAUGUCGAACAGUGCGGUUAUAAGGAGUUUUUUGAAAAUGAGAUGAUUUUUGAUGGAUUGAAGUCGGGGACACCGCAAUUGAAAGUCGAAUUGUGGGAUUGGUUGGCCGAGAUUUUACCCAAAAUUCCGGUGAAAAGUAUCCCAAAGGAAGAAUUGGUAGUCUGUAUCCCGAUUUUGUACAGUCAUCUUGAGGAUAGAAUGCACGACAUUAGAGCAAAUUCGCAAAAAGCAAUUUUAGGUGUUAUGAUACAUGUUGGGUUUGAAACGAUGCUCAAGCAAAUCGAAAAAUUGAAGCCCGGUUCCCAAUUAGAUAUUCGUAAAAAAUUGGAUAAUGAGAGAGCAAAUUUGCCUAUGCAACCCGCGCCGAAAAAAGCAGUGGAGAAGGAAGAAAAGGUAGUCAGAGGGACCAAACCCGUAGCUAAUUCGAAAAAUGCUGUCAAACCAAAGGGGGCUGCAUCAACUACCAAAGUUGCAACAAGUAAAAAGAAGGACGAAGACAUCGACACGUCGCCACUCUUGGUUGUUAAUAAUCUGAAACAUCAAAGAUCUAUCGAUGAGUCGAAAUUAAAAGUUUUGAAAUGGAAUUUUACAACACCUCGUGAAGAGUUUGUUGAAUUGUUGAGAGAUCAAAUGACGACAGCGAAUGUUAACAAAACAUUGAUUUCUAACAUGUUUCAUAACGAUUUCGGAUAUCAUAUCAAAGCUUUGGAUUCUCUGAUGGAAGAUUUGAAUGACAAUUCGGCCGCUUUGAUCGCGAAUCUCGAUUUAAUACUAAAAUGGCUCACGUUAAGAUUUUUCGAUACGAAUCCUUCAGUUGUUUUCAAAGGUUUGGAGUAUUUACAUUCCGUUUUUAAUGUAUUAAUGGAUUCGAAUUAUCGCCUGUUGGAAAAUGAGGCUUCAGCAUUUCUCCCUUAUUUAGUCAUAAAGAUCGGUGAUGCAAAGUUUUGUAACGGAGUUCGAUCGUUAUUGAAACAAGUGUGUCAUGUAUAUCCUGUUGCUCGUUUAUUUACUUACAUAAUGGAAGGUGUUAAGUCGAAGAAUGCUCGACAGAGGGCCGAAUGUUUAGAAGCUAUGGGGUCUAUAAUACAAGACCAUGGCAUAGGUGUUUGCGGGUCAUCCCCGGUUGUUGUUUUAAAAGAAGUCGCUAAACAAAUCUCAGAUAAGGACAAAUCGGUUCGAAAUGCUGCCCUUAAUUGUAUGGUUGAAGCCUAUCAUAUUCUUGGGGAUAAAGUGUACAAAAUGAUAGGAAAUAUUGUGGGUAAAGAUUUGGCUCUCUUAGAAGGCCGAAUUAAGCAUUCGAAACGUCCAGUAAAACCGGUCGAAAUAAUUCCACAGGUUAAAGAACAAGAUAUCAUCAACGUUGAAAAUGAUAGAUACAAUGAACCGGAACAGAACGAAGAAGAAGAUGAAGAUCCUUUACCACCUGUGUUAAUGCCACCGAAAACAGUUAGGGAAAUCUCCGAACCUACAGGACCGUUCACUCUCGAUUCGGAAUUACUAGAAAAACUUGAUAAACUUCUCGCUCCAGUUCAUUUGACUGAAGUAAAGACAUUCGAUUUGGAUUUCCUCAAAGAUGAUGUAAACAUUCCGACUUUAUCGCCGGCCGAUAUCAGAGCAAAGAUUAUGCCCUUGUCUCCCCCUAAGCCGCUUGAUCCAAAUAUAUCCAUUUCGGCCUUAGGGGGCGGUUUUAAACAAACCACUACGAAAAAACAAGAUCCAGUUUUGAGUUACCUUCAACAAAUUGCUUCUCCUGAUCCGAAUAUCGCGAUUAAAGGAUUGCAACAAAUGACUGAUUAUUUUCAUUUAAGUUCCCAUGAAGAAAUGGAAUACGAGGAGGCUUUUGUGAAGUCCAUUAUUGUCCAGUUAAAGUAUUUGAGAAAUCAAGAAGCGGUUGAAGAUUCAGAAAUUCCCAAAAUAUAUCGAUGUAUUUUGACAUCCAUUGAUGCGUUUUAUCAUAAAAGUUUGCGUCAACAAGUUUCGAGUGAAAGUCUCAAGGAAAUUGUUGAUCAAUUUAUCUACGUUCUUGCCUCUCGAAAAUUACAAAACUGUGCCAAUGGCGAUGCUUAUAUCCGAGUCAUCAAUUUACAUUGCGUGAAAAUAAUCGAAAAAUCGGAUCAUACAAAAAUCAUUUGUGCUUUAGUUAAGUUAAUUCAUGAAUGUAUACGAAAUGACAGUCCAGAACGUCACACUGAACUCGUAAUGAAAUGUCUGUGGCGUGUAAUAAAAUUAAUGCCUGAUUGGGGCGAGGAAGUCGACUACGACUUAGUCCUACUAGAGGUUCACAAUUUCCUCAAAGAAUUUCCAUCAAUUUGGUGGAAAAACAAACCGGUGGAUACCACUUUACGUACGAUUAAAACAAUCCUCCAUUCCUCUGUUAAAAUCAAAGGAGGAUCGAUUAUGUGUCAUUUUGGUAAAAUCCCCAAUCCUAGCGAAUCGGAAAUCGAGUCAUACAUCUUAAAAUUAUUGAAAAGUAUGAAACUAGAAGCAGUCCAGCAGCCCCCACCGCAGCCACAACGUAUCUCAUUUUCGCGAGCUACGCAUACAAUGUUGACGGAGAUUUUCCAAAAAAUAGGCAAUAAAGAUGACACUAAAGAGGGCUUGAAUUUAUUGUAUGACUUUAUGCAACAACACCCCGAAGCUGACAUUGAUCCAUUCCUAAAGAAAUCUUCCAAGUUUUUCCAGGACUAUAUCCAAAAUGGAUUGCAGGAAAUUGAAAAAUCGAGGAAAACGACAAGGGAAAAAGUCGAGGAAAAAGUUGUGGAAGCGAUUACGGGAUCAGUAGAGACUGAAGAAAACAGAGGACCCGAAUAUUGGGAGAAAAGACUGCAGACGUGGAAGAAAAUUGUCGAUGAUUAUGAUGUUGUCGGAGAUCAGUAGCGUUUUUAACAAUAAAUUUAAAUUCAGUCACAUUUUAAUUACCGACGAAUAUCGAGUCGGACUAGACGAGUUAGUGGAGUAGCAUUUUUAAACUGAAUUUUGUUGAUUUAUUGUUAAGACUAAUGAUAUAAUACAUUAAUUUAUUUUUAUGUAGAUAACUUAAUGUAUUUUUAAAUUAUUUCUUAUUAUUUUUUUACCGUAUUUUAACGUUAAUUAUGAUGAAUCUCUCUAAU
Messenger RNA from Tribolium madens (black flour beetle), 6204 nucleotides. RefSeq names its product protein mini spindles (gene msps). The transcript is spliced from 16 exons. NCBI's taxonomy places the organism in Eukaryota, Metazoa, Arthropoda, Insecta, Coleoptera, Tenebrionidae. The record is from RefSeq and is a predicted model, not a curated record. Bases 230 to 5971 code for a protein of 1913 amino acids. Gene Ontology annotation, molecular function: microtubule plus-end binding; microtubule plus end polymerase activity. Gene Ontology annotation, biological process: mitotic spindle organization; centrosome duplication; microtubule polymerization. Gene Ontology annotation, cellular component: centrosome; microtubule plus-end; kinetochore.